CUGAAGCUUAUUGCAGAGCAAGCGCGGAGCCGUAUUAGGAUAUCCGGAGCCCGCGGAGAUUGAAGGAAUUGUCUCGUCUGCCCUCGGGAGACCAAGCCGUACGAGAAAAGGAUGGCCAAUCUAUUUGAACGUUGCGUUCUGCCCUGCUGCAUGAGAUCAACGAGACUUCAAGUGCUGGGAUCCACAUUUGAUCGCUACAGAUAUCUGGAUCCGCACGGCAGAGUUCCCAACAUGAUACACAAAUCGAAGAUCCGCGAGAGCAGACGUGAGCGUUCUCAAUGUCCCAGAGAAGCCACGGAAAUAGCAAGCCCCCGAUGCGCGAAUUGGGCGGCCUUGUCAGCCACGUCUGACGACUCUGAAGGACAAGUCAUAGCGCUUUCUUGGAACUAUGUCCCGUUUUUAUGGAACGAGAGAAGGUCCUUGCUCUUCGGCGUAUUAGUGGUCGACGAUGGGCGUUUAUCAAUACAUCCAUUUGGCAGCUUCUGGGAAAGUGUCCGCAGACAGCUGACAUGGCGAUUGGUGGUCAAUGUUUCCCCAGUAAGCCUCUUACCAGAAAGAUUGCUCCGGAAGGUGGCGUCAAUUCAUAGCGUAGCGGGAUUGUUGCAUUUGAUAGGAGGAUUAAGAUACAUAGGGAGAAACGAGGGAUCAGCGUGCCGUCGAGUGACGAUCAUGCCAUUACAGCGAGGGACUGGGGGGAGAACUAAGCGAGACACGACUACAGCGACUGGGACAGACUGGCCAGGGCACGUGAACGACGCGCGGAAAAAAAUUGCGAGGGUGCCAGCGGAAGUCGUUCGACAGAGGGCGACCUCGAGCGGACUGGAACGGGGGCUAAUUAGUAUGUUUGUCGGGGAGAUUCGAAGGAGGUGGUCCGAGCACUGCGGGCGACACCCAGGAGAUGCGCCAAGUUGCCCCAACGGACAGAUCGAGUCGGCAAGCGCCGCUCGUAGAUCUCCUUCUUAUAAAACUCUACCACCUCCCCCGCCGCGCUUUUCUUCGCCUCUGUCCUUUCCCUUUAUUUAAAGACGGGCAGGCCUCCAUCCAUCCCGUCCAUCGAGCCCGCCAUGGCCAAGGAUACUUGCGAUUCCAGGAUCACCGUCGAGCAGACCCCCUUUCCCAUCCCCGACCUCACCAUAAAAGACCUGCUUUCCGUCAUCCCGUACGUAUUGUAUUCUUCACCACUCGUGACCAG
Molecule: messenger RNA, 1192 nt
Organism: Laetiporus sulphureus 93-53
Lineage: Eukaryota; Fungi; Basidiomycota; Agaricomycetes; Polyporales; Laetiporaceae
Exons: 2
Coding region: 112-1023 (303 amino acids)
Source: RefSeq, a predicted model, not a curated record